CGAAGAUCCACAUGGGGUUUACUUUAAGAAGCAUCUUCAUAGGAUACAUGAUAUCUUAUGGGUUGGAGAAGAUGGAAUGAAGUUGCAGACUUAUGGUAGCCAGGUUUGGGAUGCUAGCUUUGCCAUCCAAGCUUUGCUCGCUACUAAUCUCAGUGAUGAAAUUGGACCUACCCUUAUGAAAGGACACGACUUUCUAAAGAAAUCCUAGGUCAAGGAUAAUCCUCCUGGCGACUUUAGAAGGAUGUUUCGUCACAUUACUAAAGGGGGAUGGCCCUUCUCUGACCAAGAUCAUGGAUGGACUGUUUCUGAUUGCACUGCAGAAGCUUUAAAGUGUAUACUGUUGCUCUCUAUGCUGCCACCAGAAAUUGUCGGUGAGAAAAUGGAACCUGAAAGGUUAUAUGAUGUAGUCAAUUUCAUACUUUCUCUGCAGAGUAAAAAUGGUGGUCUACCAGGCUGGGAGCCAGCAGCCGGCUCGUCAUGGUUGGAGCUGGUUAAUCCUGUAGAAUUUCUUGAGGACACUAUGGUUGAGCAUGAGUAUGUUGAGUGCACUUCAUCAACAAUACAGGCAUUGGUUUUGUUCAAGAAAUUAUAUCCAGGGCACAGGAAGAAAGAGACUGAAAUUUUCAUCACAAAAGCUGCAGGGUACCUUGAAGACACACAAAAGCCUAAUGGUUCAUGGUACGGAAUUUGGGGAAUUUGCUUCAUAUAUGCAACCUGGUUUGCACUUGUAGGGUUAGAAGCUGCUGGCAAGACUUAUCAGAAUUGUCUAGCAAUGCGAAAAGGUGUGGAAUUUUUACUCAAAACACAAAACGAUGAUGGGGGUUGGGGAGAGAGCUAUCUUUCAUGCACAAACAAGGAAUAUACGCCUCUUGAAGGAAAUCGAUCAAAUUUGGUGCAGACUGCAAUGGCUUUGAUGGGCCUAAUUCAUGCUCAGCAGGCAGAGAGAGACCCUAGUCCUCUUCAUCGUGCAGCAAAGCUUUUGAUCAAUUCUCAAAUGGAGAAUGGUGAUUUCCCCCAACAGGAGCUUAUUGGAGCUUUUAUGAAGAAUGACAUGUUGCACUACGCGCUUUUCAGGAGUACCUUCCCGUUGUGGGCACUUGCAGAAUAUCGCAAUCAUGUUUCAUUGCCUAGCAAAUCUGUUUAAACUAUACAUUGUGGAUUAUAGAAUACAGCAAUUCUAUAUACCCAUUUCUCGCCUCACCUUCAUAUCAUUAGAUUGAUGUGGCACUGCCUAUCAGCUCUUCAAUUUUUUCCAUUUUUAAUAAAGACGGUUGAUGAAAACUGUCACUUCUACCCAA
Alnus glutinosa is the source of this 1298-nucleotide messenger RNA. Its product is annotated as beta-amyrin synthase 2-like. The transcript is spliced from 11 exons. NCBI's taxonomy places the organism in Eukaryota, Viridiplantae, Streptophyta, Magnoliopsida, Fagales, Betulaceae. Gene Ontology annotation, biological process: triterpenoid biosynthetic process. Gene Ontology annotation, molecular function: beta-amyrin synthase activity. The record is from RefSeq and is a predicted model, not a curated record. The coding region runs from base 242 to 1144 and encodes 300 amino acids. Gene Ontology annotation, cellular component: lipid droplet.